Zasmidium cellare ATCC 36951 is the source of this 1290-nucleotide messenger RNA. RefSeq lists its product as uncharacterized. The transcript has 3 exons. Lineage: Eukaryota; Fungi; Ascomycota; Dothideomycetes; Mycosphaerellales; Mycosphaerellaceae. The coding region runs from base 1 to 1290 and encodes 429 amino acids. The record is from RefSeq and is a predicted model, not a curated record.
AUGCAUAUAGUCAUCUUUGGGACGUGCGACUCUAAACUUGACGAGUUGCUCUACUUGAGAGCACAGAUAGUCCAACUCGGCGGCAAAGAUUGCAAAGUCACAUUGGUGGACGCCGGCCGUUCUCCAGUUCAACACGAAGCGAUCACCGUCUCACAGGACACUUUGACCUCGAAGUAUUCUCCGGACUCGUCACAAGAUGUAAAUAAGCUGUCUCGAGGCGAUGUUAUCAAGCACAUGAUUACCUGCGCGUCGAACUGGCUGAAAGAAGCGCUCCAAAAGGAAAAGGAUGAACCCUCACAAGCUAUCCACGGUGUGAUCAGCGCAGGAGGCACCGGAGGCACUUCCCUUUCUUCUGGAGUUAUGAAAGACGUACUACCAAUUGGCUUUCCGAAGCUUAUUGUUAGCACUGCCGCAUCGGGCGACACUGGACCUAUCGUUGGAGAGACAGACAUCACCUUGACCUAUUCUGUUGUCGAUAUUGCUGGUACCAAUAGCUUGUUGAAGACAAUCUUGUCCAAUGCUGCGGGGGCAAUUGUAGGCAUGGCGCAGGCUUAUGAAACUCGAUCAAAAUCUGAGGCGGCGACUUCAAGCGGCUCCAAGCAGCGCAAACGUGUCGGAUUGACAAUGUUUGGUGUCACCACUCCAUGCGUUGACAAGAUACGAGAGCACCUUGAAGGCAAGUACGAGAUCGAAUGCUUCGUCUUCCAUUGCACUGGCCACGGCGGGAAAGCCAUGGAAAGACUAGUCGAGCAAGGUGAACUUGAUGCCGUGCUGGAUGUAACGACGACCGAGAUUUGCGACUAUCUCUCUGGAGGCGUCAUGAGUGCAGGAGAGCAUCGACUUGAAGCCACGUUGAAGGCGGGCAUACCGUGCAUUAUCAGCGUCGGCGCAACAGACAUGGUCAACUUCGGGCCAAAGGGCACCGUUCCAGAGAAGUACAGAGAUCGAAAGCUCUACGAACACAACCCGACAGUAACCCUCAUGCGAACCUCUCCAGAAGAGUGUAAACAGAUCGGAGAGUUCAUCGUGCAGAAGAUCAAAUCUGCUGCGAGCGAUACAGCCAAAGUCCAGGUUGUGCUGCCAAAGGGUGGUGUCUCCAUGAUUGCGACUCCAGAUUCUCCAUUCUAUGACGCUCAGGCCGACGAGGCAAUCUUUUCCACGAUCAAGAAUGGACUUCAAAAUACCGAUGUUCAGUUGGUCGAGGACAACCGCGCUAUCAACGAUGAGGGGUUCGCCGUGGACAUUGCAGAAAGACUGGUCUCGAUCAUGGACGUCGCCUCUCGAAGGUGA